Capsella rubella is the source of this 550-nucleotide messenger RNA. Its product is annotated as probable thionin-2.4. The record is from RefSeq and is a predicted model, not a curated record. The transcript is spliced from 3 exons. The coding region runs from base 17 to 427 and encodes 136 amino acids. NCBI's taxonomy places the organism in Eukaryota, Viridiplantae, Streptophyta, Magnoliopsida, Brassicales, Brassicaceae. Gene Ontology annotation, biological process: defense response.
ACCAAUCAAAAGAAAGAUGGAAGGCAAAACUUUGAUUGUGAGUGUCCUUGUUAUGAGUCUGUUCAUGGCACAAAUUCAAGUUGACGCAAAGAGUUGCUGUCCAUCCAUCACUAGUAGAAAUUUCUAUAAAUCUUGUUGCAUAGUAGGAUUUCCCAUAGGAAAGUGUGCAAAGCUUAGUGGCUGCAAAAUCAUUACUGGUACAACAUGUCCUAACGGAUAUUCAAAGGACAUUCUCGAAAACACAAGUACUGAUAAUGUCGGCGAAUACUGCAAAAUUGGGUGUGUGUCCUCUGUGUGCGGUACUUUAACCACUCUCCAAAAUUCUGAUGCAAGUGAAACCGUGAAAGGAGCAGUUGAAAAAUGUACCAACGCUUGUUCUAUGGUGUGCACCAAAAGCAGCUCAGUGAGUGCAGUUGAAAAUGCCUAGUGAACUAUAUCCAUGAUCAAGAUACCACGUAUGAAGAGACACUCAUCUUUCACACUGUUGUUUUCAUGUUUUCAAUAAUUGUCGUGUAUAUGACAAAAAUGUUAAAACUCUCAUGCUAGUUUA